This is a messenger RNA of Pieris brassicae (large cabbage white), 3338 nucleotides long. RefSeq names its product nephrin-like. The transcript has 18 exons. Bases 199 to 2904 code for a protein of 901 amino acids. Lineage: Eukaryota; Metazoa; Arthropoda; Insecta; Lepidoptera; Pieridae. The record is from RefSeq and is a predicted model, not a curated record.
GCUGGAAACGCGCGUUCUCCGCGAUUCUUCAUGAUGUGAUUUGUGACAUUUAUAUUGUGCAAAAAAGGAUUAAUAAAAAAUAUUUGAGUUGCUUUAAUGUUUUAAAGUUGCGCUGUUAUUUGUGAGUUACAGUCGAAAUGCGGUGUGAUACAACGAACAUGAAACAGUAGUUAUGUGAGUGCGUCAGGGAAUGUAACAAUGUGUACCGUCAAGUGGUUUCGGUUGUUCGUGGUGCUCACUACCUGUUGGGCUCAGGAGGGAGAGUGGAGUGAAGAUGCAGAGGAUCUUGUAUCAACAGUGGAUGUGGACGCAGUCCUGGGUCGAACGGCGUCUUUGCCGUGUGACGUCACACCGGAUGCCAAUGAAGACCGAGUGUACAUGGUGUUGUGGUUCCGUGCCGGAAAGAACACCGGUGGCAAGCCUAUUUACAGUUUCGAUGUCCGUGGGCGGUCGUUUAAUAAGGCCCUUCAAUGGUCCGACCCUAAUGUGUUUGGGCCGCGAGCCUACUUUGCAACCGUCUCCCGCCCCGCUUCGCUCACACUUGAUACAGUCCAGUUGGAUGAUGAAGGAGUGUAUAGAUGUCGGGUCGACUUCAAGAAUUCACCAACGCGAAAUUUUCAAAUUCGUCUGUCAGUUAUAGUACCACCACACCAGUUGAUACUGUAUGACAAAUCAGGGAGAGAUGUUUCAGGCGUCGUAGGCCCACUGGAGGAGGGAGAUGAACUUGUACUUGUAUGUGAGGUUAGAGGAGGUCGGCCAUCACCAACAGUGAUCUGGCUUAUAGACAGUGUACCCGUACCCCAAUACAUCGGCGAGAAAACAGAUUCGCACGUCGUUGUUAACAAACUCGAGUUACCUCACGUCAAGAGAUCCCACUUGAAUACCACCUUCAAGUGUCGAGCCUCGAAUACAAACCUCGUCAGCCCUCAAGAGAAGACGGUGCGCUUAGAAAUGAAUUUGAGGCCGACGUUAGUGCAGAUAGCGAAGAAGCCGGCGACGUUAUCAGCGGAGCGGCACGUCAGCUUAUCAUGUGUAGCGGAGGGAAGCCGCCCGCCCGCCCAGCUCACUUGGUUCAAGGACAAUAGGAAAUUCACUAGGGGCAAGGUUACUGAAGCUGUAAAUGAUACAUGGGUGAGCAGUACAAUUCAGUUCACACCUCUUCCAGAAGAUGAUGGUGUUCAGGUCAAGUGUCAGGCGGACAACAGCGCCUUACGAGGACAGAGUAUAGAAGAUUCCUUCAAACUAGAUGUUGUGUAUCCGCCAGUUGUUUCUCUAUCAUUGGGCAGUACGCUUAACCCGGACGAAAUCAAAGAGGGUGAUGACGUCUACUUUGAAUGUUCUGUGCGCGCCAAUCCAAAAGAACAUCGUAUCACGUGGUACCACAAUAAUAAAUCAGUUGGGCAUAACGUGGUUCUAGGCGUUAUAGUUAGCACAAAGUCCUUAGUACUACAGAAAGUAACACGCGACCACACUGGAGACUAUUCCUGUCGAGCGUCCAACUCACUAGGCGAAACAGCCAGCCAGACAACUCAUCUAAGUAUACAAUAUGCCCCAGUAUGCACGCAUACGUCACCACAAGUGCUGGGAGCCCAAAUGGAGGAAACACUCCGCGUGAGCUGCUCUGUAACAGCAAAUCCACCGGAAGUGACGUUUUUUUGGCAAUUCAAUAAUAGCGGAGAAAGUCUUGACGUUUCGCCUUCUAAAUAUGGUACUGCAAAUGGUAGCACCAGCGAAUUGAUCUACAAGCCUCAAAGUGAAAGGGAGUACGGCGCUCUCAGUUGUCGAGGCACUAAUUCUGUUGGCAGACAACUUGAACCUUGCAUCUUUCAAGUAGUACCAGCUGCACGACCGGCACCGCCCAGGAACUGUUCUUUGCAAGCUGACAUUAAUGGCACUGAUGGACUGACAGUGUUAUACGUCCGAUGCGUCGCCGGCUUUGACGGAGGACUGCCGCAGUCAUUUGUCUUACAAGCCUUGGACCCUGUCACUAAUAACAAUAAGUACAACAUUACUGUCAAUGACACUGAUGGACUCGUGACCUUUAAGAUAGAUCUAACCCAAUUGUCCCCCGGAGACGCCGAGGGCGCCACUGUCAAUCUACUCAUAUAUGCGAAAAACCUUAAAGGUGAAUCGGAGAAAACUCUGUUGGAAAACAUUGCAUUUAACGACGCUGCGAGGAGGACAGAUGGCAAGAACAGUAUUGGAGGGGCGACUUUAGGUAUAUUAGUGGCAGCCGCCUCAGGCGCUACGCUAGCUGCAGGUGGCAUCGCUCUAGCCGCACUGUUCGCCCGAAGAAAGAGGUCACACGCCCCCCACAAACACCCGCCUGGGGAUAUGCUGGAAUUGAGUGACGGGGGACGACGGUAUGUCGUCGCAUAUACGAUUAAACCUUCGCCAGACUCGAAGACGCCAGAACCUCAGCCAGACAUAUUGAAUGCCCCAGAUGGUGAAAGUCAAAACGUUCUUGCAACAAAUUCAGACGCUGACGAAUGGACCGUACGAGAUGUUAAAGGUGACUGGUCAAAAACGGGAGCAGUUUUCUCUGCAGAGGACCUAGCACUUUUAGAUACGACUGUACACCCGCAUCAGGUUAAUCUCACACCAGAAAGUGACAUAACACCGAUGGGCCGACACGAAGACAUGAUGAAUCAAAAUCUUUCACAACCCCUAUUAUCUAAUAAUUUUAGGCCUAGCUUAAGUCCUACAUUAGGUAGCCCCAACUUUGUGUGCCCCAAUGGCAACAUUGGUUCUCCAUUCGGUAGCGAAACCCUAACUUUAAGUGGACCCACUUUGAGUUCAGGGAGCCUGGCUACGUCUACCUUACACAGAAAAGGGAAGAGUAAUGUUAGAAGAAGAGAACAUGUUUUAGCGGAAAAUUUGCCAGGACCUGAAAGUUGCGUAUAAAAUUGUCUUGAGAAGUUUUAGGUUUUAAAUUCGGCUACAUUCUAGGGCUGUCUUAAAAUGUAGCUCAAAUGAAUGUUUCGUAAUUUUUUAUUCAUAUCUCGGAUAGAAAUUAUUUAAUUUUUCAACUAACUAAAUCAAAAAUUUGCUUAAUAUGAUUAAUUAUGAAAAUUAAAUAGUAAUAAAUUUUCGAUUUAUAAAAUCAUAUAAAACUUGAAACUAACUUUGACUUCUUUUAGUCUAACGCUUUUAUGUUCCUAUUAAAAAAGACGUAAAAUCCAAAGGAAUGUCUGCCAAAGUUUGCAUAAACAUCUAGACAAUACAAAUUUUCCUAGCAAAUCUAGUUUUAAGGAAAUCUUCUGUAAAUACAAUGUAUGUGCUCAAUUUUCUUUAUAAUUGGAUUUAAUAUAGAUUUAGAAUAAACAAUUAUUGUUCCA